UGUCACAACUGACUACAAAAACAUUUUAUUUUGCUUUAUGCAGGGAGGAUGUGAUCUAUUCACCCUAUCUCCAGGACACAAUGUCACAUGACAGAGGAAGAAUCUGGGAAAGGAGUAGGAAACAGAUGCACUGGUUUAUUCUCAUUUACCUUCUGCUGGCUUUACAAUGCAUGAGUUUUCUCCCCAACUUUUGGUCUCGAGUGUUAACACUGUCCUGGGACUCACACACACACCAGUCCAUCACAGAGCAGGCCAUUCUCAACAUCACACUGGAGACUCUGAGGAGCACCAAUAAACACGAGAGAUACCACACAGAGGAACAGACCAGACUGGGCCGUGGCUUCUGGAGAGCUGUGGGAGAGGUGGUGGCAUCCAACGCUGCCAUGGACUUCCUGAGUUCCACCAGAUCCAACCCGGUGUACCACUUUGACUCAGAGCGCGUGGACAGCGCCAUAGUGAUGUUACAGCAGUUCUGGGAUCAGACUCUGCUCUCAGUACGGGCCAGAGAGUACCAAAGUGCUCGUCACAGCUUGGGCAAGCUAUUCCAUUCCUUGCAGGACUUCUACAGCCACAGUAACUGGGUGGAGAUGGGCCAGCACACUGUUUACCUUCACUUGCUGCAGCCAGAGGAGCCUGCUGUCCCUGUGGCUGCAGAAGACAUUUCUACCUGUAUGGAGUGUUUCAGUGUCACCUGUCGAAACAACCUCCUGCCAAGACCAACAGCCACACAGCAAGGUUCCCAGCUGCUCACCACCGGUUACUUCAGCACCUUCCCUCCAAAACCUGAGGGCAAAUGUAGUCAUGGAGGUAUUCUGGACAGUAGCCGCUACAUGGGGGCUAAAGGGGGCAUCAACAAGGACAGCACCUCACCUUUCUUCUCCCCUCACCAUUACCUCCAUAUGGAAGCUACCUCUGUGGGCCACAAAACCUUCCUCAAGCUCUUCAGUGUGAAACAUGUCCCUGCACUGGUAUUUGUCAUGGACACUACAGGCAGCAUGUUUGAGGAGAUCACCGCUGCCCGCUUCCGGGCGUACUCCAUCAUCCAGAGCCGACCCAACAGCUCUGGGCAGCCCGGCACCUUUCUGCUUGUACCCUUCCAUGACCCAGCUGUAGGACCAGUGUAUGAGACUGAUGACCCAAACCAGUUUAUGCAGUACAUGGAGAACCUGACGGCGCUGGGAGGAGGAGAUGAACCAGAGAUGUGCCUCUCUGCCAUUCAGCUGGCUCUCACCCACAGUCCACCACUGUCAGACAUCUUUGUGUUCACUGAUGCUUCCCCUAAAGACGCCCACAUGUUUGAUGCAGUGAAGGCCCUCGCGCUGGAAAAACACAGCAAGGUGACAUUUCUCCUAACUGUAGACCAAACCUACACAGCAAAGAGCAGAGGAAUGAGAACGAGGAGGAGGAGGAGGAGGAGGAGAAAGAGGAGUAUGGAACCUGUGGCUCCGGAUCGGUUCUCUCUCUACUCCUCCCUGUCCUCCCUCUCAGGAGGACUGACAAUAUUCACCACCAAGUCUGACAUCCACAAGGUCUCUACCAUAGUAGAGGAUAACACAUCUGCUGACAAGGUGACUCUCCUCCAUGUAGCGAGUGUUCGAGAGUUGACGUCUUCCCAUUCCUUUAGAGUUGACAGCGCAGUAAAAACCGUGACUCUACAUGUCACUGGUGUCCUGAUGGAGAGUAUCCUUACCAGUCCCUCAGACCAAAAUCAGUCCCUGUUCAGUGAGCAGGAGCCCCUUGCAAAGUUGGAGCACUUUGAGGGACUGUACCGCAUCAGCCUGCUUCCUCCUAUAGAGCCAGGCCAGUGGAAACUGUACGCCAAGAGCAAUGGACACUUAACAUUCAAUGUAAUAGGUGACAGCAGCGUAGAUUUCCUGUAUUAUUUUGCUACUGUAACCAAUGAGACACACCCAGGUCUGGCAAGAGUGGAGGGCAGUCCAGUAGCAGGUGGCUCUGCCUUCCUGGUGCUGGCAGUGACAGGCCUGGCUUCAGAUGAGGAGGUAUCUUUCAGUCACGUGACAUUGCUGGGAGCUGAAGGGGAGACCCUUCGGCAUGUGCGGCUGAAUUCCUCCUCUUCUCCAUCAUCCUCCUCUGUGGAGGAACUGGUGGGCUGGGUGGACUCUGUCCCCAGAGUUCCUUUCUGUGUUCGUCUUACAGGCCAAGACAGCAGAGGAAACAAGCUGGAGAGAGUUUCCACAGAGAUGGUGCUACCCACUCAUGUUCAGAUACAGGUAUUGCUUGCCCCCCGCUUGGUACCUGGUCACAGCACAAUGGUGGACUUUGACAUCCUGAACCAUGGCCCAGCUCGACUUUUCAUUUUGACUGCUGAUGACGACUGUGGAUAUCUUCAUACAAGAGGACCUCACAGCUUCCAUGUUGAAGAACAGAAGUCUUUCUGUGGCCAGGUGGACCUCCACACUCCUGCCACAGCUCAGGCAGGAGUGACUGUUACGCUUACACUCACUGUACAUGCUGUUGACUCUACAGACUCAAAUUAUGCAGUGACUUACUUGACAGUGGUUCCUCCGGAUGCAGACACAUCCCCACCAUCUUGCUCCACCGCAGUAGGGCAGUCCAACUGUCCUUCCACUUGCAAUGAAUCUAGCUGGAGUGUAUAUCUGGUUGUGUCAGACAGGGGGCGCUCUGGCCUUGCUGCCCUCCAGCUACAGAAAGGUGAAGGUAUUCUGACUUUACUUCACAGCCCCCCACCUGCAGACGACAACCUGGGAGAGGCCCAGCCUGGCCCCACCCACCAGGAGAAGAAAACCAGUGAAGGCCACUACCUCCAUCACCACCACAAAGCCAGGUUAAAGAAAGGAGACCCCCCUUUGAAUGUCUCCGAAUGGGUACUGGGCUCAUCUCAGCCACUGUGGGUGAGGUACACAUCAAACUGCUGCUCUGCUCAGGCAGAGCUGCUAGUGUGGGAUGCAGCUGGAAACAUGAAGCGAUGCCAUCUCACAUCUGGUCAGCAGAAGCAAGUCACAGCCAGGAGCCCAGACACCGGUGGAACUGGACGGAUUACACUCAUAGGUGUCUGUUUGUUGUUGUUAGGCCUGCUGUGGUCUCCUCUGCACUAGGUCAAUGUGAUUACAAAUAUUUUGCUGGAUAAACAAAUCUGUGUUGAUGUCUGAAUUGCAGCCUCCCGGAUAAGGCAUUAAUCAA
Monopterus albus (swamp eel) is the source of this 3162-nucleotide messenger RNA. It is a transcript of the gene vwa7, whose product is annotated as von Willebrand factor A domain containing 7. The transcript is spliced from 17 exons. The record is from RefSeq and is a predicted model, not a curated record. Bases 81 to 3077 code for a protein of 998 amino acids. Lineage: Eukaryota; Metazoa; Chordata; Actinopteri; Synbranchiformes; Synbranchidae.